GAGAGACAGUCGCUCCCUGCUUAUCUUCCUCUGCCUUGAACCUUUGGAAGUUCAGUGGCUCCUUCUGGAAUCUGGGAGAAGAUUUAACUGGUACCAGAGUAGUCUGCUUUUCCUUGUAAAAGCUCUUCUUGCCUUCAGAGCACAAUCCUUCAUUCAGAGAACAUGAAGAUGUAGUAAGAAACACCAGUUAGGGAAGUUCUUGAUUUAAGAAGGAAAUUGGCAACAGAGAAAGCAGAUUGUUGUUGAAGGCUGACUUAGAGCACAAAUUAGGGAUGGAAGAGCCAGGCCCAACGGGUCCAGAAGCAAGAAAAGGCCCUGAUGCAACCCAGGUGGGGAGUAGUUGUGAAUUCUGGGAAAUAACUGUGGAGAAGAUCUUAGGUGAGGACACAGUUAGCUCAGAUGUACCAUACCAGCGUUUCAGGCAGUUCUGCUACCAGGAGGCCAAGGGGCCUCGGGAACUUUGUAGUCGACUGCACGAUCUUUGCCAUUGGUGGCUGAAGCCAAAGCAACACACCAAGCAUCAGAUCCUGGACCUGGUGAUCCUGGAGCAGUUCCUGACCAUCUUGCCCCCAGAGAUGGAGAGCUGGGUCAGGGAAUGUGGGCCGCAGACCAGUUCCCAGGCAGUGGCCCUGGCAGAAGGUUUCCUCCUGAGCCAGGCAGAGGAGGAAAAGGUGCAGUUGGAAGGGGUCCCUGGUUUUCCUAAGGGAAAGAAGGUUUUGUCAGACACCAGUCGGAAGCCGCUGUUCAGAUGGAUUGUACAGGAAGGGGAGGGAUGUGCCAGCUUGCUGGCUUGUGGAAUUACAUCUGUGAUGGAUGGCAGCUCAUUUCUUCUUGAUCCUAGGGUGGAAACUACUUCUGCACAGCCUGAUCAGGUAGCGGAGGGUUCAUGGGUGGAGAUGGGUAGCACGAGGCCAGGUGAUUGUCUGGAUCUGAAUGGAUGCCUGGCUCUCUCUUUCCGUCAGUGA
Molecule: messenger RNA, 965 nt
Organism: Hemicordylus capensis (graceful crag lizard)
Lineage: Eukaryota; Metazoa; Chordata; Lepidosauria; Squamata; Cordylidae
Product: zinc finger protein 232-like
Exons: 4
Coding region: 273-965 (230 amino acids)
Source: RefSeq, a predicted model, not a curated record